Molecule: messenger RNA, 1378 nt
Organism: Triticum aestivum (bread wheat)
Lineage: Eukaryota; Viridiplantae; Streptophyta; Magnoliopsida; Poales; Poaceae
Exons: 5
Coding region: 65-1378 (437 amino acids)
Biological process (GO): ubiquitin-dependent protein catabolic process
Source: RefSeq, a predicted model, not a curated record
UCCGCUCCUCCGCAACUCCCAAAUCAAAUCAGAGGCCAUCCAACCCAGCGGCGAGAGGAGAGCCAUGGCCAAGGGAAACAGCAAGAAAAAAUCCCCCCCAGCACCCAAGUGCGGCGGGUCCAUGGCGGCGGAGGUAGGGGAAGGGGAAGAGACUAGGACGUUGCUAGUCCGGAGCGAGGACGGCAUGGAUUUCGUGGUUUCCGACCUGGAGGCGCGCCAAUCCAUGGUCCUCGAUGCUGAGACCAUCUGCUACGACGGCGAGCCCAUUUGCGUCGACGUCGACGGAGAAACCCUCUCCAAGGUCUUGCACUACUGCAAGAAGCACGCCGCCGCCGGCGACGAUGACGACCUCCUCAGAGCCUGGGACGCCAAGUUCGUCCGCGAUCUCGACCACGACACCCUCUGCAAUGUCAUCCUGGCUGCGGACAGCCUCUGCGUCCAAGGAUUGCUCCGUCUGACCUGCAACACCGUUGCCAAAAUGAUCAAGGGCAAGUCGUGCCAUGAGAUCUGCGACAUCUUCAACCUCUGGAAUUAUCUCACCCAUGUCAAAAAGAAAAUGCACCUCCUCAAAAAUGUCAACAUGGUUCAUGGGCGGUCAGAGCUGGAGGACCCUAAUCUGGACCGGAACCGGGCGCUCAGACUGGAGGAAAAUGCUUUGAGGGCUAUUCACAUUGGUCGCUGCCAAGAGUUUACCGAGUACGACCCCAAGCAGGAUUUUUUUGUCUGUAGCCGCCUCUCUGACCCCAACAUAGCUUUCUUUGACCUCGACAAAGAGUCCAGGAUUUCUCGUGGGCCGCCACUCGACGGCAUCACUGGACCUCUCUCGGAUUGGGGCCUGCAGUCUUUGGUCAACAUCAUUUCGUUCAAGGUGGCAGAAUCUGAGGUGGGCUACAACUUCAGCGUGUUUGGGACUGUGAUUGCAAGGGAUGAGGUGCACUACAAAUGUCUCUAUCUGUUUAGGCGUGGGAAGGACGAUGCCCAGAUCAUCUCCUCGCCGGUCUGUACCCGUAUCUCUUUAGUUUUUGGGCUGCAUGAUGAUAGUAUUGUUCGGUCAUUAUUACAUAUACUCCCUCCUGGUGAUUCAGGCCGUGCUGCUGGCGGCCCUGUGGCCUUGGCACGCCAUGUGGUGGCUGUCCCAGUGGAUAAGAAGGUGGUGGUCAGCCUUGUCAGUCUUACCGACGAAUGCAGCUAUGUCGACGGUCUUACCGAGGAAUGCGAGGAAGGCAAGGACGCUUUCAUCACUCUGAGGCCUUCGUAUCAGGGCCGUGUUUACAAGAUGGGAUGGGGUCAGGUGCAGGUGCAAGUCGUGUGGACUGCGGUUCCAAAGAGCAACAAAUACAAGAUGGAUGUUGUUGGAAAUGUGAUGCUCUUACACUAG